Asterias rubens (European starfish) is the source of this 1173-nucleotide messenger RNA. RefSeq names its product transmembrane protein 26-like. Bases 1 to 1116 code for a protein of 371 amino acids. Lineage: Eukaryota; Metazoa; Echinodermata; Asteroidea; Forcipulatida; Asteriidae. The record is from RefSeq and is a predicted model, not a curated record. The transcript has 3 exons.
AUGGCUUGGAAAAAGGGAGGAGAAUGGAAGUGUACAACCACUAAAAUAACAACUUUAGCUGUCAGUAACUUCCCAAGUUUUAGUAAACUCAUUAUUUUAUAUUACAUUCAACAUUGGGUUAAACAAUAUAUCAAUUUUGCUUUUAGGUUUUGCCCAAGCGUGAUCGUUUUUCUCUUGGGAUCAGUGCCGACUAUUUGGGUAUUGGAAUUGGAGUUGUUAGAGCGCCGUUUAACAACAAUGAAGCAUGUCAACGGUGAGAUAGUCGAUGAUGUCCAAAAGGAUAAUGGGCAGACGCAAUGGAUCUUAGUGGUAGAGCAGAUGCUACCAUUACUUCUUAUUGUCGGUCGAUGGCUUCUACCUAAAGGUGCCAUUACACGAAAUGAACUAUCGGAACUCUUACUCGUUUACUUCGCUACAGCAGCUGAUAUCAUUGAAUUCUUCGAUGGGUUUAAUGAGGUUAGCGUCAAGUAUGAUCGUUCACUGGUACUCACCCUUCUCACCUUAUGGAGUUGGAGUCUUAUUCAAUUCGCUCUCGUUAUGACGUCUAUCAGGGACCAGCGUGGAACUUCUUCCAGACAGUCAAAACCGACUACACCUAGUGAUGGUCAACGUAAAAUAAAGAGGGCUCUAUUCAAAAGGUUUCCGCGUUUGGCCUCGUCUCGAGUCGUUGGACCUCUACCCACUUCUGAAACGAAUGACGGGUUGAUGGUCAUACCAAUUAAACCUAAGCACGAGAUGCGUGAAGACACGGUACCAACGUUCACUUGUCUAGAUACAAGCGUCUGGUCUAUAGUAGCAAGCCUACUCCUCCAAGACGCCCCAUUCUUAGUAUUUCGUCUGACAUUAAUUCUUCGCUAUCGGGUCUAUAGUCAUACUAAUGUCUUCUUCACAUGCAAAAACGCCCUAGUGAUUGUGUUACAGACUUACAGAAUCUUCGUUCUGCAUAUAGAAAGGCGCGAAAAGGUGCGACUUCAAAAGAAGGCUACGGAUGCAACAGCAAAGGAAAUAGCAAAUCUGAAGAAAAAUGGGUUUUUGUUUGUACACGAGAAGAAUCUGCCGACAAAAGAAAAUGAUGAAGACCCAUACGAUGUCGUCUCCAUGAAUUCUUCACAAUAAAGAGCAUCAGUUCUUCAAAUCGUCCGUGGACUACUUAGCAUAUGAUGCACUAAAGAA